AACCCCAAGGUUUGCGGUGAAGUUGUCUGCUUUGCCCAAUUCAAAGCUCUCCAAAUCCAAUCAAAACCAUAAGCAACGAGAAAUCAAGCGAAUCUCAUCUUCAAUCGAUCUCCGACCUUGCCAUCCGAGCGAUCUCUUCAACCCAAUUGAAACCAUGUUUCGUCAAGUAGCUAAUCGCCUCCUCACGCGAUCUACCACCACUUAUUCCGCCGCCACUAUCCGCCGCCCCUACUCGACCGAGGUCGCUACUGAUGCCGCAGCCGGUGACAGUGAUUUUGUGGAGUCGUGGAAGAAGGUUGUCCCCAACAUCGAUCCGCCAAAGACACCGAUCCAGUAUAUGAAACCCCGUCCUCCUACUCCUUCCACUUUGCCCUCUAAACUCACUGUCAAUUUCGUCCUCCCUUACGCUUCGGAGCUUUCUCAAACAGAGGUUGAUAUGGUGAUAGUUCCAGCAACAACUGGGCAGAUGGGUAUUUUACCAGGACAUGUACCCACAAUUGCUGAGCUCAAACCCGGGCUCCUCUCAGUCCACGAAGGGAAUGACGUGAAGAAAUACUUCAUCAGCAGUGGCUUUGCUUUCGUGCACUCAAACUCAUAUGCAGACAUAUUGGCUGUUGAGGCUGUUCCCCUUGACCAAAUCGAUCCAGCCCAAGUACAGAAGGGUCUGAGUGAGUUCACUCAGAAGCUGAGUUCGGCAUCAACCGAGUUGGACAAAGCUGAAGCCCAGAUUGGAGUGGAUGUUCAUAGUGCUCUUAACUCUGCUCUUACAGGUUAGUGUUAAUAAGAGUUUGUUGUGAUCCUUUUUAACUCAAAAUAAGAGUUAUCUCUCAGAAACUUUCUUUAUGCAUAUGAGGAAAGAAUGUUUUUUGUGGCCGAAUUUGGGAUAUAAUAUGUAUCACCAUUUGAUAUCAGUUUUAUCAAAUUUGGUUUUCUUUAAACUUCAAUAGAAAUUCAAGACUUUGGUUAUGAAAA
Messenger RNA from Cynara cardunculus var. scolymus (artichoke), 972 nucleotides. RefSeq names its product ATP synthase subunit delta', mitochondrial-like. Bases 155 to 775 code for a protein of 206 amino acids. Gene Ontology annotation, biological process: proton motive force-driven ATP synthesis. Lineage: Eukaryota; Viridiplantae; Streptophyta; Magnoliopsida; Asterales; Asteraceae. The transcript has 2 exons. Gene Ontology annotation, molecular function: proton-transporting ATP synthase activity, rotational mechanism. The record is from RefSeq and is a predicted model, not a curated record.